Messenger RNA from Paraglomus brasilianum, 315 nucleotides. The record is from the annotation of a GenBank genome assembly. NCBI's taxonomy places the organism in Eukaryota, Fungi, Glomeromycota, Glomeromycetes, Paraglomerales, Paraglomeraceae.
AUAAACAAAGAAAAAGAUCGAGAAAGGCAGUUCGAUUUUCGAAAGCCGGUGGAUUAUACGUUGAAACAACUCGUCAAUGAUGACGACUUUAAAAUACAUUUAACGAACGUCUGCAAGGAAUACAAGGAAAACCCAAAAAGCGGUAGAAAAUUGCAUAGAUGGACUCCACGCCGUCUCCCGCCUCCGGUGGAGCUUUGUGAGCUCGACUGGAAGCCUGCUGAACUAGCAGCAUUGGGUGUUAUUUUAACAUAUUAUAAGAUUCUCACGUUUUUGUGGGCGAAAAUAAAGAAAUCGGUUAUAAGUAAAGUUCUGUAA